This is a messenger RNA of Protopolystoma xenopodis, 552 nucleotides long. Lineage: Eukaryota; Metazoa; Platyhelminthes; Monogenea; Polystomatidea; Polystomatidae. The record is from the annotation of a GenBank genome assembly.
UUGAGUACUUUUGACUUAAUAUUUUAUUUCUGUUUAGCUUAUUUUGAGAACACGGUUGGUAAAUUCCAGGAUUCUGAGGGUAUCACCGGAAUCUUACUUGUUUAUCCAUAUCAUUACAUUGCAAUUAUAGAAACAAAUCACAAAGGUCUUAUGAGCUUAUUUCGCGAUUUACUAUUCAGAGAACAAAGAUAUGAGUCACAUCUACGCGCUAAGACUUCUAGUGAAAUUGAGACUCAUGAAUACAGUGGAGCCAAACAAGCAAAGUUAAAUGAUCCUUACGAUAAAUCAAUGUUAGGCCACAUCGUAAAAAGCAGAAUUUUAAAUAUAACUCAUAAUAUAAGACUACGCGUAUUUCGCUCUUUUGAAAAACGUAUUCUCGAUAUGGAACCCGCAAAUUUAGAUCUAUAUGAGGCAAACGAGAGUGAUGAAAAGAAAUUAUUAGAUCUUCUUACCCAGAUGAACAAGCUUACAGCAUAUCUUGCUCAAGAACCGAUGAAGGAUCAGGAGGAAUAUGUGCCCGAAAUAUUCAGAGAGACUCCAUCCUUUAGUUAG